Messenger RNA from Ylistrum balloti, 5037 nucleotides. Its product is annotated as ubiquitin thioesterase ZRANB1-like. Lineage: Eukaryota; Metazoa; Mollusca; Bivalvia; Pectinida; Pectinidae. The coding region runs from base 100 to 2307 and encodes 735 amino acids. Gene Ontology annotation, cellular component: nucleus; cytoplasm. The transcript is spliced from 8 exons. The record is from RefSeq and is a predicted model, not a curated record. Gene Ontology annotation, molecular function: K63-linked polyubiquitin modification-dependent protein binding; cysteine-type deubiquitinase activity. Gene Ontology annotation, biological process: protein K33-linked deubiquitination; protein K29-linked deubiquitination; cell migration.
CAUGGCAGCCCACAAUGUUUUGGUUUGUGAAAAAUGGACUAGUUGAAGAAAUAAGAGCAGAAUGGAGAUUUGAAUGGGCGGGGCUCAUGGGCGAUCAAGAUGACAGAAAAAGAAAAGUGGGCGUGUGAAUACUGCACCUAUGAGAACUAUCCUGUCACCAAACGAUGCACGUUAUGCCACGCCCACAGACCACCAAGCUUUAUCACAGACAGACAUAAUGAGGAGCAGGAUAUUUACAAGAUGGCCGCCACCAUGGGCCAGAAUAAGGAGGGAAACAACAGCAAUCUUUUAUCUGGAUCAAGUAGCUCUAGCCAUGACCCUUCCAAUAAAUGGGCAUGUACAUCAUGCACUUUUCUCAACUGGCCCAAAACAACUAAGUGUUCUCAGUGCUUGACGCCCAAAACCCGUCCUUCUGUCUCUGGUAGUCUUAGUCCUACAACAGAACGAUCACCACCUAUCACACCAACAGGAGUAAAUGCAGCAGAGAGUCAGAGAGCUCGAAAGAAGACUACUCAAAACAAGGAGUUUCCCUCAUCACCAAAGGCAGCUAAAGCCAUUUAUACUAAUGAUAUUAACAAUAAGACCCUUGCAACUUGUUAUGCAAAGGUAAAAUGGACAUGCAAAAUAUGUACAUAUGAAAAUUGGCCGAAGUCUGCACGAUGUGUCAUGUGUGGUUUACAGAGAGGAAGAUCGUCACCGGAGAUCACCUCCAUGACUACAGGUUUGGAAAAUAAUACAUCAAACCUCUCAGGCUCGACGCUCAAACAAUCAAGUGUAAUAACAAAACAAACUAUUUCCCCGACAAGUAGCCUAGCAGCUGGUACAUCUGGACGUGAGCUUGGGGCACGUUCACCAGACAUAGGGACAGCAUGCUCUUCAGCAGGAUUACAUGUUCAGGAGGAGAAACGGGAAACUGAACGUAAACUUAAACAAAUUAGAAAUUGCAUGCAAGAAGACGAUUGGUUGUGGUUAAGUGCAUGUAAUGGCGUUGUUAAUGGUGACUCUCGCCCUGUGGAGACGUUUGUUAGCUCAGGUGGGGAUCCUGCAAGACAACUUACACAGGAGGAGGUAACUCUGCUCAACAGACCAAGUGCAUUUGAAGUAGGAUAUACUUUAGUCCAUCUUGCCAUCAGGUUCCGUCGUGAAGACAUGCUUGCAGCUUUGCUCACCAGCACUGAAACCCCUUCAAAAGCUGUUAAACGACUUCCAUCUCAUCUUAGUGCUGAUCUAGCUUCAGAAAUCCGGCGUGAAAUAUUAGCCAUGCUCCGACAGAGAAAGGGAGAGUUUCCAUGCCAGUUUUUGACAGAUUGUGUCACAUUUGCUAUACCAACAGGUGUUCGAGACUUGCCAAACACUGUCCAGAGUCAACUGUUUGAUGAAAUCCUGGAUGGGGAUGUUCAAAAAGAAUUAGAGGAUGAGUAUGUCGUGAAUUGGAGUGUGGAGCUAACAGAUAGACUUGGCAGUCGUCUAUAUGCACUGUGGAAUAGAACUGCUGGAGACUGCCUCCUUGAUUCCAUCCUCCAGUCCACAUGGGGCAUUUUUGACUCUGACAACACACUAAGGAAAGCAAUGUCAGACAGCCUCAGUGAUGCAGCCAUGAUGUUUUAUCCUCGCUGGAAGGAGUAUGAGGCCAUGCAUGCAGAAAUGCUUCAUUUUACUCUUGACGAGGCUCAGUGGCAGAACGACUGGGCAGACAUUCUCAGUAUUGCUUGUACUCCAGGUGCUUCUUUAGAACAAAUCCACAUUUUUGCCAUAGCUCAUAUUCUCAGGAGACCAGUUAUAGUGUAUGGGGUCAAGUAUGUUAAAAGCUUCAGAGGUGAAACUAUUGGACUCGCCCGAUUCCAAGGUGUAUACCUGCCUUUACUGUGGGAGAGAGGGUUUUGCUGGAAAUCGCCUGUCACUCUGUCUUACACACGUGGCCACUUCUCAGCCCUUGUUCCCAUGGAAAUGACCACAGGUGAUGUCAUUGGGGCUGGAGCAGAUGUUGAGACCUCUGAGGAGGAACAGGUGGCUUACCUCCCUUUAGUUGAUGUAGAAGGAAAACUGCUUCCCGUGCAUUUCUUGAGGACAUCAGAGGUAGGACGAGAAGAACCUUUAUUAAGAGAGUGGCUUGAUGUCUCCGUUACAAAGGGUGGUAGUUUAGUGGCCCUCCAGAAAAUAGGAAAGCGUCCACUACUGGUUAAGCGGAUGUUAGAGGACUGGAUUGACCACUAUCGCCAGAUGUCACACACGGUUGUACCCUCAGGGACUCCAGCUAGCCUGGCCGGUCAGAACUUCUCCAGUGAUGGGGAAAGCGAUCAGGAAUAGUCUUUCAUUUUAUCAAAUUUUACCAUAUGUUGGAAGUUUAUUCAUAGACCUUUCAUUUUCUAUUUCACCAAAUGAUUUGUUGUUUAAUGAAGGAAGAUAAAAGAAAGUAGCCAAGGUUUGAUUCCAAAGUUUCCAAAAGUGUUCAGGUUGCACAUAUCAAUUUUUUGUUUACAUAAUCUGCAAGUGACAAAACACCAAGAGUCUGGUUUGUUUUCAAAUUUUUGCAGAAUUUUGAGUCCUGAAUUUAAAAAUUAGAUUUAUCCCUUACUUUUAAGUUAAAAUAUUUCUUGUAAAAGAAUAUUUAAUGGAAACCUUCUAAAUGACCAUGAGGGCAUCAAGGAUACAAUCCAUUUAAUUCUACAAAAUAUCCUAACCUUUUUGAAUGCAGAUCUUAAAUACUAAAAUACUCAGAUUAUGUAAUACUAUUUUACCUGUGUCAUGCAGAAAAUUAAACAUGGAUUUCUUGACUGGAAUAAACAUCAACACAUAUAUAAGCAUGUUUACCAAGACACCCAGAAGAAAACAAAAUAUAAACAAAACAUGACAUCAUGUUUAUGCAAGGUAAAUAGUGUUUAUUGAAUUAUUUGAAAAAGGAUGUCAAUAAUUACUUUAUUCAUGAGAUUCUGCAUUCACCAUUGUAGUUCCAUAUUCUACAUUUUGGAGUUUGUGUCCUGGUGAGGUGAUUAAUUGGUAAACAGGUACCAACAAAUGAUAUUUCAAUAUCUGUAAUAAUGGUUUUCUCACAUACAUAUAAGUUCAGAUUCCAAACCUGUGUUCAGAGACCACCUUCAGUGAAUCCUCUAAGUGGCCUCUAAAUGCAGGUCGACAUUCAAUACAGGAUCAAUUUGUAUGAAGGUAUUUAACUGCUAUGAUGGAGGGAGUUAAAAAACUGGUUUGUUGACACGGUGACUUGUGAACAAGUUUGACUGCCUGCACAAAGCAUCUGGGCUAGUUACAUGAGACAGAAUUAGCAGAUGUUGGUGAUUCUACUGAACAGCAAUAAGUAUCAGUGGGCUUAUUACCAGACAUAGGCUUAUUAUUAGAUAAAUACAGUUGUAUCAAUUUAUUGAACCGUGAAACUGUAUUCAUAUUUCCAGUAUUUUAUGCCAUGCUGUUGGAAAAUAAAGCACUGCCUCUCAAAAUUUGGCUAGAGUUUAACAUUGACAUUAUCUUCUUAAAUGUAAAACAAGUUAUAUGUGAUCUCAUACCUUGGCUGAUGUUUUAUCUCCAAGUUUUGUUUGGAUUCUAUUACUUAACAGCUUCGGUUUCAUGCAGUGUUAUUUACAUAUUAAGUGGGAUUUACAAUAUUUAGAUAGUAUUGUAUGAAUUGUUACAUGACUAGAAAUGUUUGCUGGCUUGUUAAAUAUAGAUUUACAAGUUUAUAUCUUCACCACUAAAUUUACUAUUGUAGAAUUGUUAAAAAUUGCCCAGUAUACAAUUUAUCAAAGUUUGUAGUCUAUACAUAAGUUUGAAAUUGAAAUGAAAUGCCUUUAGCUUUUUUAUUAUUAUUAUUUGUGCAUCAAGGCUGUUGAUACCAUCUAGAUAAUUAUAAUGCUAGGGUUCUUCAGAUAGGUUAUUAUGGAUACCAGUUUAUAAAUACAGUCUUAUAGAAGAUUAUCUGUUUGAAUGUAUACCCUACACAGUGAAAAUAUUUUUUUUUUAUCUAGGUAACUAAUAGUAUACCCGGUAUGUCAGCUUAUGUGUCUUUAUUUCAUGAAAAGUUCCACACUGAAGAAUGGUGUAAGAUAAUUAUUUUGUAGGGUAACAUAAACUAUAUUAUAUAUUGAUUGAUUUCUGUCAUGUAUUUCAGAUACAAAAGCAUAUAGUUAUGUAUACUGAAAAAUCUUAUUAUGGUACUACGUUUGGAACUUCAAUGGAAAGUUCAAAAAGAUUGCCCUUUAUAUCCUUUGUAUAAGACACAGGGGUUUUACUGAUGUCUACAUGUCGUUUUAGUAAUGUUUUUUUCUUGUGAUAUCUUACAAUUUUUGCCAUUCAUUGGAAGCUGGUAAAACAAUGUAAACAUUUCAAAACAGAAGUUGUGUAAGGUAAAGUGAAAGCCAAAGACUUCAGGUGAAAAUCAUAUGACUGACACUACAAUAAGAUGAUUGAUGACAGAAAAUAAUGGGGUCCCUCCCCCGUUUUUGAGAGGAAAUGGAGGAGGGGAGCUAGUACUUGAAAAUAAUACUAAUCAAGGGAUAAAUGUCGAUCAUAGAUAAAAUGUGUUGUGUAGUACAGUCAUGUAUGUGAUGUUAUGUGAAAUUUCCUAUCAUUUAUCUGGAAAAUUUAUUUCUGUGUGUUUUAAAACCACAUUCAUAUCUCCUGAACAACUGUGACUAUAUUGUAGCUGUGCAUACAUAACAUAGGUAGGUAUUGUAAGUUUUGAUUUACAUUAAUUUGUUUAAAAUUUUACUUACCACUAUUUCAAUUUAAGAUCAGCUAGAAGCACUAUAUACAUGUUUUAAAUAUGUGGAUUGAUUUUGAAUGUGUUGUUCAUAGUUCUUAUUUAGUGUGACAGUGUGCAAUUAAUUUAUUACUUUGUUUAAAAAGGGAUAAUAAUGAUAUAUGUACGAUUUCACCAAUAUCCCGAUAUCCUAGUAUUUUGUUGUUAACGAUGUCGAAGUGAUACAGCAUUUUCAUGUGUUUGUAUACUAUACUUCAAAUUUAAAUAAAAUCAUGACAUGAAAAUUAUUACACAUGUUUGUGCAAAUAAAAUAUAUUUGUGUUUGAUAA